UUUUAACUAGUUGGCAAAUUAGACGUACAACUAGAUUGGACGAAUUAAAAGUCGUCGAUAAUAUAACGAAGCAAAUUUAGCAAUCGGGGUUAUAUAGUUUGAAUAAUAAACGCGUCAACUGGUUCGAGAAGUAUAAUACAACUGUAUAUAACAACGGAAAACGUCUGCUAAGGGAGUGUAGAUCAGAGAGUCAGGAGAUCAACGUCCCCUGCAGGCAGAGCAGUUCGUUGGAUGCUGACGACGAUCAUAAUGAAGCUUUGGUGGAGUCUUUUGGUGAUGAGCGUCGCGAUUUUGGCGAUUGCCACAGCGACGCCAGGCAAUGCAGGUCUUUGGGACGAUCACGAUGAAUUUCUCGUCAGAGUUUCCCGUGGGGCCAACAAGGAACGCGUGUCUGCUGGCACAGUAUCCUGCAGGUACUCAAAAGGUGAUUGGUCAGCUUGUGAUGUAAAGACGAAUACAAGAACCCGGACCCUUAGCUUGAAAAAAGGAGACGCUAAGACCUGCGAGCAGACUAAGACGAUCGAAAAGAGAUGCAAAAAAGGCGUGGCGCUGAGCACAGAGUGUCGUUACGAGAAGGGCUCCUGGAGCGAAUGCGUUAACCAACUGAUGAACCGGAUAGACAAUUUGAAACCCGAGAGCGACCGUGCUUGCGAAAAGACGCGUCGUCGUUCAAAGAGAUGCAAGCCCGAACCAAAUUCAAAGAAAACCGCCAAAAGCGAUCGAUCAAAUAAGAAGUCCGGCAAACAAUAAAUCGCCAUAAAGUCAUCUGCAUCCACUCAUCGAUUAAUUGCGUCUGCUGCACCGUAUCAUCGGACGAAAGGGAUUCCUUGUUUCAGGGUCUGAAUAUUAUCGCGCUAUAUUAUUAUUAUUAUUGUCAUUAAUAUUAAUAUUAUCGUCAUUAUUAUUAUUGUUAUUAUUAUUAUUAUUAUCAUGAUUAUUACUAUCGCCAUCAUCAUAGUUUAUCAUUCACUUAAUUCGGUGAAGGCUUGCGAAUUUUAAAUAUAAUACAUAACAAGACGCACAACCGUAUCAAUUCAUAUUGUACCUAUAAAAAUAGGUAUACAUAUACAUAGGCAUAUGCACACGUACUUUAUUCAUUUCUCCCUACAUUAUUAUUUAUCGAAAUUUAUACUACCGACAGUCUAGUGAAUUCAUUAUUCUUUUGAUUUGGAAAAAAUAAAAAAUUUCAUCUUCGUUCCACAAACGGCUCUAGUUCGCAAGCCACGCUGGAAUACAAUCGAUACGAUGUCAUAUUAAUAUUGUAAUUAUUAUUGUUAUUAUUAUUGAUAUUUUUUCAAUGAUAAUUUCUAAUACUACGUCUUGUGAUUAUCAUUGUCACGGAAAUUAAUUUCUUUCAAUCGUUUAUUACCAUUAUUGAUAUUAUUAUCAAUAUUAUCAUUAUUAUUAUUACUAUUAUUAUUAUCAUCAUCAUCAUUACUACUACUACUAUUAUUAUUAUAAAUGUUGUUGCUAUUCUGUUAUUGAAAUCAUUGAUAUCAUUGUAAUUAUAUUAUAAAUAUCCGUUGUGAUCAUUAAAUGUGACCAUCAGUAAUAAUAUUCUUAUACGUGAGCAAAGAAUCUUAUAUUAGUAUACCUAAUUGAUAGAUAUAAUAAUUAUUAUUACUAUUAAAUAGAUGCAUACACUACAAUAUUAUUGUCACGUGGUAUAUGGUGAACGAUGCAUUUUAUUGUUAGAGAGAGGAGAAUAAAACCAAACGAAGAACAAGAAUCACAAAGAACAAAAAAAACGAGCGAAAAGAGAAAUGAAAAAAAAAAAUAACCAAAUCACAAAAUUUGUUGAAUUAAAUUGAGAUUUAAAAACGAAAAAAGACAAAAGUAUGAUAAUGACGAAAGAAGUAUAAUCGCUUCCAGUUUUAGUGGCCAAAAGAAAAAAAAACAACAAAAAAUAAAGCAAAAAUAAAAAAAAAAUGUUAAUUCAUAUGAUUGUUUGUUGGUAAUUUGAAAUCUAAUAUUAUUUCGUACUAUAAAUAUAUAUAUUAAUUAUAUAUACUCCGUAUACAUACACAAUAUAAAUGAUAAAUGAAUGAAAAAAAAAAUAAUAUAAUAAAACCAAGUCAAAUAGUGGGAAUUAAGAAAAAAAAGACAAAAAAAUGAAGUUAUCAUGAGAGCUAGAAUCUGUUAAAAUUUUGAAUAAAACACAUUUUCUGCCCUGCAUAUAAUUAUUAAUAGGUGAUGAAUUGAACAUUUACAAUUAGAGAGAUAUUAAAUAGUAAUUUUUAUCAAAUAUACAAUAUAUAUGUAUACAUAUGAUUGCGUAUGUAUAUAUUUAUAUAUUAUCAUAUCUUGGCUUGUUGUUGCUAAUUGACGAUCAUAUAUUUGGCACACAAAUUAAUAACACGUAUUAUAAGUAUUAUAACUACAUACAUGUAAAACGUAAAUGUAUAAUUGUGUGUACAAUUUUGUUUUUCUCAAUUUUAUUUGUUGUAUACGGUUCUUUUUCUGUUCUGUUCUGAAUUUAUUUCGACUUCCUUCUCUCGAUAUCGGUAUCAUCGUUUUUAUCGUAUCUAAUUAAACCAGUACCAAAUAAUGCAUUUAUAUGGCAUGAUGUUGAGUGCCGGCGCGUCAAUGUAUUUAACGAAUACCUAGAAUUACGGGUUAUAAUAAUCGUCGGACUUUAUUAUAUUAUAGUAUCGGGUAAGAAUAAUUGAGAAAAAUUUUAAAUAUCUGUAUACUUAUAAAAACUAUUGCUAUCCUAUAUAAGAAGUAUACAUACUUAUAGCGAUCGUUCACGCUACGCAGCCUAUAUUCUUCUAUGUUUUUCAAGCUCCAUUUUUCUUGUCAUUCUCAUUGUUUUUACUAAUUCAUCUAAUACUGUUUCAUUGAAGAAUUUUAAACGAGGUAAUGAUAGCAACAAUGACAACAACAACAUCAAUUCUUGUCUUCUCAAUAUAAUCAAUGUGUAAAAGUUGGUAAAUCACUUUUCCAAUACCAUAUGCAAAUAAACACACGGCGCAACGUAUAAUUAUAUAAUUCUUUUCUUAUCGCGAGGGGUGGAGAAUCGGUCAAUAAGAACAAACAAAUUUUGAAACGGUUCGAAAACAACGAAUAAAUAAUAAUUCUACUUUUAUCUGAUUAUUAUAAAGUAUAUAUUUAUAUAUAAUAAUUAUGAUAAUAAUAUAAAUACCAUAAUGAUGAACACGAGAAAUCAAAUUGCUGCGAUUAACAAAAAGAAAGAAACCACAUCGAAAUUCUUUCAUUUCGUAACAUACGUUACAUGUAUAGGAUAUCUAUGGCAUAAAUAUAAUACCGCGGUGACCUCCGAAAAAUUAUAGUGGGUUGAAGAUAUUCAUCAUUGUGUAAAUCGUUCUUUUUUUAUAAAAUCCCGACGAGGAUCUCCCGAUUCAAGAUCGUUCUCCCUCCGACGUAUCCCAGAUAUACGAAUUCUAUGUAUGGUAUAACUACAUAUGUACAUAUAGUAUGUUGUAUGUAUGUACGUACCACCCUCUUGAGAUCCAGUUAACGCGUGAAUUGAAAAGAGGAAGAGAAAGAAGAAGAAAAAUUGAGAAAAACGAAAAAAUAAAAAGCAGAAAAGAAAAAAGUAAACCAAAGAUUGAGGAGAGGAGGGUGCACGUGACAGACUAGUGCACGCACACGAUUCAUUGCUCUUGACAACAAAGAACGAAACGCGAAGGGAUCUUUUGAGGGAAGCAGCAGGGUUGGUUUGGUGUCCCUAUAUAUGUAUAUUAGGGAUGAGAAGAGGAAGAGAAAGAAAUAAAAUGGAGGAAAAAUUGAAGAAGGGCCAUGACGUGAGAUGUUAUAGUGGUAUGAAUGGAGAGAUAAAAAAGAUGUCGAUGUGUGUAGGGUGAACAGGACGGGGAAACAGAAGCGAGAAAAUUUCUGCAAGGGAAAGGAUGAUGCAAAUACAUAUGUGUAUGUGUGUAUUCGCGGUUCCCUGAAUCGAGAAAAAAAGAAUAAAACUGGCUUUAGGAGAAUCCUCAGAGUUGCCAUAGAAGGAGGGGAGGAAGUGAAGUACCGAGGGUUUUGAAUAUUUUUAUUUUUUAUUUUAUUUUCCACGAGAUGACAAAGAUCGGCGGAUGCUGUUACGAUAAUAUUUUCCUCCCGUGUAACGGAAAUGAUAAAAUUCAACUCGUCAAUUUGUUUUUAGCCAUAUUAUAAAUAUAUAUCACAAUCAAUGCCCUUUUAUUAUCACUAUCCAAACGUUCACAAUUAUUCAUUUGUCGAUAUACCCAGAGAUUAUGUUAUAACAAUGAUAAAUAAGAAUUAGAGGGAUGAAUGAAAAAAGUUUAUAUAUAAAUAUCUAUAUCGUUGCGUCGUGUUGUUGAAACCAGAGAAAAAUUAAAGAAAAAAAAGAGAAUUAAUAAAUAAAAAUUAUACAAUUGAGGCAUGCGAAUAUUAUAAGUAUAUUUAUAGUAUCCGCACAGUGAACGCAAAAGAAACGAAAAAUAAUAAGUAUAACAAUAACAAUAACAAUAAUAAUGAUAAUGAUAAUGAAAAAAUUAUAUAAAAUGGUGAGAUGCUUUUAUCGAAUCAACAAUUUCCCCUGGAAUGGACUGCAUCUAUAUAUAGAUACAAAAAUUUAAUUAAUUAUGUUAAUAUUUUAUUAGCUGCAGCAGCAGGAUAUUCGAUCGGUAAAAUACAACCCAAAAAGGACAAAGAACUCCGUUAAUACAAACAGACAUGAAGACAGAUAGACAGACGAAAUGACAGUUGACAGGACAUAAAGACAGACUAAUAUUAGUCUGACAAAUUACACCCACUAUACCAUAUCAUCAUUAUAAAAGUAAGAUAAACUCUAUUAUUAGAAUAUUAUAAGAUUAUAUCUAGAAUAUGAUAUACAUACUUACGUUCUAUGGAUCCCACUUACGAUUACUUAUUAUAUGAUUAUCAUUAAACGUCUAUUAUAUAUAUAUACACACAUUAACCAUAUUCAUUACAGAUAUUGUGCUUAUGACUUCUCUGUGUAGUGUAUACUAUAUUAAAAGAAGACCCAAAUGUUACACAAGAAAAAGAAGAAAGAAAAUGAGAAAAAAAAAAUUGUGCUAAAGAGAAAUUUUAAAACACACUAAAGAAUCUCGAUGUGUUUAAUGCGUUGUAACAUAGCAUUGUAGGGACUAUAUGUAUGUAUAUUGUGUAAAAAUUUAUAUACAUAUAUAUAUAUACAUACAUAUAUAUAUACAUAUAUAAAUUCAUCUGAAUUUUCAUCUACUAAAAAAAAAAAAAAUUGAAAAAAAAAUAAAAUAAAACUGAAAUCAACGAACAGAAAAAAUUUUUUUGUCACGUAGUACACAAUAGUAAUAUAAUAUAACUAAAUGAUAAUACAAACCAUAAUUUUUUGUUACCCACCAUAGUGAUACACAAAUUCGAAUUGAAAAAAUUCACCAAGUAAAUAUCCUUUCACAUAUUGUGCGUGACAGAGAUGAUUAAUCAGAUGAUUCAAUUUAUUUUUUUUAUAUUUUUUAUCCAAAUUCGUUUAUUUAUUGAUUUAUCAAUUUUUUUUAUCUCUGAUUUUUCAACAUUUUCUCUGCUCUGAUAUUUUCGGUCAAUUUGCGCUCUCUCUCUCUCUCUAUAUAUAUAUAUAUACCUACAUAUCGGUACUUAAUUAUCUCAAUUACAUUCGUUAAAAAAAAAAAUGUGUUGCAUAAAUUUGUCGAGACAUCGAGAGUUUUUGAGAUUACAAUUAAUAUUAUUCUGUGACACCGAUAAUGGGGAUGAUAUAUAUUCUUCUAAUUGAGGGGACGAGUUACUCUGCAUAAUAAUAAAAAUAAUGAUGAUAAUAAUAAUCUUAAUAAUAAUAAUAACCAUAGUAAUUGUCAUCUCAAUUUAGCAGAGAGCAAAUCUUUUCUAAUUGCCGCAUUCCGCGCGUAUAGGUAUAUACUACACCUAUACCAGUAUGGACAUUCUAUAUCCGGUGAUUAUAUUAUAUGUAUAUUAAAACAGGAAGUGGGGUGCCAAUUUUUCUAAAGCUUUUCGGAAUGAAAGAUAUAUUGACAAAAGAGAGAGAAAAAAAUAUUGAGAAUAUGAAUGUUCAAUUGUAUCGGGGCAACUCGUUUGGUCAGAAUUCUGUCAUAAUAAAUGUAUAUCUCUAGAAUGCAAUCGGAUAGGCUGAUCAAAGAUAAUAUAUAGAAACGAAAUCUCGGUUUUAAUCAUACAAAAGUAGGAAAAAAUAAAUAAAAAAUUUGGAGAAAAUAAAAGGGAGUUAUUCUUAUUCAUCGUAUGAACGAUCGUUAGCAAUUAUUUGAUCUGGUUAUGGUAAUAAUGUAACGUAUAUUCAACGUGUAAUCGUUACACCUGUAAGAAAAAUAAAAAAAAAAACUAAAAAUAA
Athalia rosae (coleseed sawfly) is the source of this 6304-nucleotide messenger RNA. RefSeq names its product pleiotrophin-like. Gene Ontology annotation, biological process: mesoderm morphogenesis. Gene Ontology annotation, cellular component: extracellular region. The record is from RefSeq and is a predicted model, not a curated record. The transcript is spliced from 6 exons. Gene Ontology annotation, molecular function: growth factor activity; heparin binding. NCBI's taxonomy places the organism in Eukaryota, Metazoa, Arthropoda, Insecta, Hymenoptera, Athaliidae. The coding region runs from base 232 to 750 and encodes 172 amino acids.